GAGUUUCCGGAGCUUUCCGGUCGGUUCUGGCAGACCUGGAUGACAUCAUCGCAAAGUCCAACAAGGUGAAGACCUCGCUUCAGGGCUUCUCUCCGGGGCAGGUGCAACAAAAAGAGGCCCAGACUGCGAAAGCCGACAAUGAGCAGAACGAGGACUUCCUACUUCCCAAAGCCUUGGAGUUGCAUUACCAGAAGAAGAUCGACAUUGCGCUAUCCGCUCCCAGGCUGAAGGAUGCAGGCAAGGCGAAAUCUCUAGACCUCCCGGUCUAUUCCCUCUAUGGCGAGUGGGAGAAGUUGAGCCCUUUUGCAGACGAUCCUCUCUCCUACUAUCACCAUUCCCCUGAGAAGUUUCUGCAAAGGCAGGAGACUGUGGGGGGCUUCGGCAAUUCCCUCGGCUUGUCCCUGUCCAAAAACACACAACAAAAGAGGGGUCGGUUUGUGAUGCUUCCUCACUCCCCGGGCCGAAUCACUUGGUCUUGCUUUGGGCUUUUGCUUGUCUUGUGGGAUGCGAUCUCCAUUCCGCUUUUGGUGAGUUGGGAAAUCUCCAACCUCUUCUUCUUCACAAUGGGCAUGAUUGCUAUGAUCUAUUGGUCCAUCGACAUGCUUCUGAGCACCCAAACCGGCUUCUUUGAGGCGGGAGAGCUCAUACUGUCCAGUAGAAGGGCCCUGCUGCACUACUUGAAGAGCUGGUUCCUUUUCGAUGCAACGCUGGUGACCCUAGACUGGGUCAUGCUCUCUUUGGAGGGCCAGGGAACGCAGAGCUUCCUCAUGGGGUCUAAGUUUAUUCGAAUCAUCCGCGUCGUUCGCACACUGCGCCUUAUCCGGCUUCUCAAGCUCAAUGACAUCGUGCGACUUGUGGAAGAGCAGGUGAGCAGUGGAUACACGCAGUCAGUGCAGCUGUUGGCUGCAGUGGUGAAGUCCGUCGUGACGAUCAUGUUUUCGGUGCAUCUUCUCGGCUGCUUCUGGUACUAUGUCGGUCGGACUGAAGUGGAUGCUGGGGACGAAGAUAACUGGCUUCAAGCCUCCGGCUACCAGCACAGUGCGGUGACGGAUCAGUACCUGGCAAGUUGCCACUGGAUUUUGGGCCAGUUCACCCCAGCCCCUAUGAACAUCCAUGCGCAAAGCAACGCAGAGAGGCUCUACAACAUCUUCGUGAUCUUCUUCUCUCUCCUCGUCAUGGGCAGUGCCAUCUCCCGUGUCUCGGCCUCGAUCCAGGCGGCCAUCAAGAUCAAUUCUGAGGCUCAGGAUCGGAGAAGACAGGUCACGCAGUACCUCAAGGUCAACAAGGUAAGCCAGGAGCUCCAGAUCCGAGUGAUGAG
This is a messenger RNA of Symbiodinium necroappetens, 1318 nucleotides long. The record is from the annotation of a GenBank genome assembly. Lineage: Eukaryota; Dinophyceae; Suessiales; Symbiodiniaceae.